Molecule: messenger RNA, 1097 nt
Organism: Danaus plexippus (monarch butterfly)
Lineage: Eukaryota; Metazoa; Arthropoda; Insecta; Lepidoptera; Nymphalidae
Exons: 2
Coding region: 212-982 (256 amino acids)
Source: RefSeq, a predicted model, not a curated record
UCGCGGUUGGUGUGAACCUGAAUCGUCGUUCGUCGCUCUUUUCAUAUAACCUGUCUAUGUUGAUAGGUCACAGGUGAUGUGCGGGGACGGUGGCGAUGUGACGACCUCCGGACUCGGUCGCCUCACACCCGGCCUAGACAACACGAUGUUCUAGUGAGUUCGGUGUCGUGUGUAGAUCACGUCCAGAUUCCGGGUCACAUGCAGAUGCGAGAUGUCCGAGAUGGAAUGGACCAACGAUCAGAUAAUACACCUGGUGAACGAGUAUAGGAACAAACCCAUGUUGUGGGACCCCGGUCACGACAUGUACCGCACGCAGAGCAUCAAGUACGAGGCGUGGUGCGACAUCGCGGAGACCUUCCAAUGCGAGAUAACAGAUCUGAGGAAGAAGAUCAACUCGAUCUUCGCGUCCCAUAGGAGGGAGAAGGCCAAGGUGCGCGCCGGAGGACGUUCCAAUUGGUUCCUGUACAACCACAUGAGCUUCCUGCCGUCGCACGUCGAAAACGACGACAACGCGGAGCCUAGCGGGAAGAAAACGAGAUCAAAAAGAAGGGAGAUAGAGGAAGAAGAAAAAGUAACUACAGAAGAAGAAUACGAUCAGGAGGACGACGCUCCCAUACAUAUAAUAGUCAAAGAAGAGACAGACGUCGAAAGAACUCCACAGAAGACGAACCAGGGUAAACCGAGGUUACGGAGAGUCGUGAAGAAGAGGGUAGCCAGAGAUGCUGAGAGAUCUCGGUUCCUUCGACGGAAGGUCAUCAAGAGGGCCGAGUACAAGAAGGACGAGUGUGACACCUUUGGGGAGUACAUCGCCUCGUCGCUCAGGAAACACGACGAGAGGACCAGGUCCAUGAUCAAACAGGCCAUCAACAACAUACUGUUCGAGCAGGAGAUGAAGAAGUACAGCGGAGGAGGGCAUUACGUGCUGCUGUCAGGGAUAGAAGACUCCAACCCUCUGGUGAUAGGAGACGGCGGUGAAAAGUAGAUGCACUGUCCUUCAUCUGAGCUGCCAAUUGUCGCGCGGGCUGAAGAUGAAGGGCUCAGAUGAAGGCUGCUGGUGUAUAGUGACGAAUUAAUAAAGGAUUGUUUUCUUUGAUUGC